UUUAUUUAUAGAUUAUCAUUUCCAGUUGUGUUAAUAAAACGGCAUUAUAUGGUGUUCUUAUUUGUAAUUUAUUGUUAAAUCCAAGGAGAUAUUGAAUCAUACUCCAUGGCUAUACGACAAUGUCCAAUGCUCGUGAAUUGGCACUGUUAGAGAAAUGGACGUCGUCAACGGAUGGUGCUACAAUAUUACCGGCCCUCUCCUCACCCACCUCACCUAAAGCCACGAAAUUUUGCUGUUGCCCCAAUCGUCGCCGCUACAAUUUGAAACAGCCCAAGCUGACAACAACACUGCAUGUGCGCAAUAUUUUUGUUGACAACGAUUUCAAUUUCAUUGAUGCCGCCAACGAAAACGAAGACGGCAAAAACAACGAAGACGACGACGAAGAUAACAACGAAUUAGACGAUCCCGGUUACGAAGAACUUAUAUCUUUUGAUAGUAAAAAUUAUAAACGAGCUGAAAGUUGGCCAAGUGCCAAGAAAUCCAAACGCUAUGACAACAACAAGAAAGCCAUUUUAACUGUUAUUGAUGUGCCCAAGGAGAAUCGUAGAAAUCAAGUGACAGCCUCAAAAUCCACCACCAAUGAUUAUGAUGAUAUUGUAGAGAUAGCCCCAAGCAAUACUCCUGCCAAGAACAGUAGCUGCGGCGAAAGCUUUGAAAAAGUUAACAUAGAGAAGGAAAAAGUAUGGCGGCAUGACAAAAGCUGUCAUAACAAUCGAAAUAAUUGUCUAACGACCAAGAACGAAGAACAGCAGCAACAACAACAACAAGACGAACGAAAAUCCAACGACGUUUAUAAAAGCAGAUGUUCAAACCCAACAGAAGAGGAAGCGAGCUUUAUAGUCCACAACCAGAACCAGCUGAACAUUAACCGUAAAGAACAUCAGCAGCCUCAAGGGAAUCAGGCAAAUCAACGACCAACAGAGAAACUGCAGCAAUUGUUGUGUGUCGACCAGCCUUUAAGUGGCGAUGAAGAGGACAGCAGUAAUGCUGCCAACACCAUUAAGUGUAAGGAGACACGGCAUGCUGAGAAUCUGCCAAGCGAUACGCUUACAAACCUAAAUACAGCAAAUGAACAAAAAACAAAAUCCACAACAACAACAACAAUUGCCGUAACAGCAACAAAAACAUCACCAACAAUCCAAAGACUUAGUGAAUUAAGUGAAUUUAAACCUAGUUUAAGUAAGAAAGAGAACCUUAGCAAUACAACAACAAUCACAACGCAACACCAACCCCAACCCCAAUCCCAACAACAACAACAACAUCAUUGCAACAAUUGUCAAUUUUGUUUUAAUGAAAGCUGUCGCAACUUCUCACAACUACAACAGAGUCUAGAAGACACAAACAUUCGAGCUAAUCAAAAAAUGACAAUAACACAGGCCGCAGCAACAACAACAACAACACCACCUCCGACAACAACAACUACAAAUGUUUGCAAUGAUUUUCAACGCAAUAUGGUUGUCCCGCCGGAAAACUGUGGUCCAUUGCCAGCAAAAGCAACAACACCAACCUCCAGAACCCUAAUGCCACCAACUUCGUUAAGGCUGGCAACUACCACGGCCUCAGCAACAACUUCCACCACUUGCCUACCCACCUCACCCCUAACACGUUCCAACAACAACACUCCUUCAUCACCUCUAACAACAACUGUGAUUAAAACAACAAUGGUCAAGCGUAGUCCAGCUAAUGAGACGACAGCUACAAUGGCGGCAACAAUGCCCUCGCCCACCUCCCCCUCCAGCAAUGCCUUGAUUACACUGGAAAAAUCAUUGGCCUUUACAACAUCAGCGCCAACGAGAAACUCCUCGAAACACCAACAUGAUUCGGAGGCGGCAUCGGCUGUGGUGGCCUCUAAAGAGAAUAAACCUGCCAACAACAACAACAAGUGUUUUACUCCGACAAUAACUCCCUCUGUGAACAACAAUACCACCUCCCCCGCCACCCAUAAUAAUAGUAGUACACCUUUAAGUGUUAAGGAACGCAUUGCUGCCUUAGUAGCUGGAAAUGAACAAACACAAAAACAACAUGACAAUUUUAUUAAUAGAACUUCCACAAAGAAUCCGUGCAAUAAACCGAUGAGAUCAACAUCACAACAACAAAAUACAACAACAGCAAACAUGACAUAUCCGCAGCGACAACAACAUGACCAGUCACUGGUUAUCAAUGGCGGCGGCGGCGGCGUUGCAAGUAACAUGUGUCAAAAAUCUUCCCCAACAACAACGACAUUUCGAACUAGAAAAACUUCCCUGGCAACGACAGAUGAAGUUGAUGCAUCACCACCAUCUGCUGUCAAUGGCAAAGCCGCCACAAACAGCAAUGCCCAAGAAAUACAAGUUAAAAACGAUGACAAAAUCAACCACACAUCAAUGUCUUCCUCUUUAUCUUCUUCUCCUUCCUUAGUCAAGUCAAGUGCUGCUGCUGCUGCUGGCAUAUCCUCGAAUUCCGAUAAUGGUGUCGAACAAAUGAGAACAACUGCUGCCGCCAUCAUUCCACGUUGUAGUCUUCAAAACGCUGUCAAUAAAUACGGAAGCGUUAAUGCAACAACCUCAUCAUCGAGAAAUCCACAAAUAACCAUGACAGAACCAGAAUCUGGCUUAAGUAAUACCCCAGCCGCUUCAGAUGUCACAAAUGGUGAUAACAGCCCAGGUGAUGAUGUGGCCGCCGUCACAUCACCAUUAGCCACUGACGAGCAGUUGGCCAAAUCUGCCUCAAAUUGCCGCAGUAAAUUAGAAGCCUUGGCCAAUUUGGAUUUGCCAUUUAAUUUAAGCAAUUUGCCAUUGGAUAUUGACGACGAUGACGAUCCAUAUUUUGUGUUGCAGGAAUAUUUGGAACGGGUUAAGCAUGAAAUCAAUGAAGUUUUUGAAUUGCAUAAGGCCCGUCAAAAGCUGCAGCAAGAACAACAGCAAUCUGAAGAGGACCAUAACUCUUUUGAAAGUGAUACAAAUACAAAGGCCUCAUCGUCCGUGAGCAACAUGGAAAAUCAAAUAAUAGACACAUUAAAAGCGGCUGUCUCAAAUGAUGAAUUGUCUCGCUCGACAGAAUCUGAUAGCGGCUUUGAUAGUGCCACUGGCGGUGGUUGGCGGCGUGGCAAUGCAAUGUCGGCGAAUCUAACAACGACAACGCCCGGCAAUGGCAGUGGCAGCAACAAAUUACCUUCCAGAGCCAAAGUGACAACUACAAGCAGCAACGGUCCAGCAAUGGAAAAUAAUGACAGCCACUCGAAUGACAGACGAGUGAUGGAAAAUGCUAGCAAAAAUGAAUUGCCUCUGGGUAGAACCGAUUUAAAAGGCAAACCACCGCCAAAAGGUGCCUUAAUCCCGGCCGCAUGCGCGUCUAUGACAGGGCCAGAACAGCAAGGUAAACAAGAACAAGAUGCAGCCGCCACAGCAUCGGCAUCGGCAUCAUCAUUAGCAUGCCAUCACACAGCAUCGUCCUCAUCAUCAUCGUCCAGCAACAACACAUCUCCAUCACCGUUGGCAGCCGCCGGUCCAUCUUCGUCAACACUUAAGCGCCUGCGCAAACAAUUGCAAAGCAAAUCGCCAGCAGAAGUUGCCACCGAUGAUGUAAAUAUGUGGGCAAACAAAUUCUUGCGAGAUUUGGACAACUUAAUGGCAUCUGAUAAAACAACAACGACAUCUUCAUCAGCAACAGCAGCAGCAGCAGCCACAACUAGCCCAACUGCUGGCACAGCAUCAUCGUCGAGAGCCUCCAUAUCACCGGGGCCAACAUCACCGAUGCUAUUGUCCGCCGCUGCCACGGCUGUCAUCCAAAGUCGUUAUGGCAAGGGUGCCCAUGAUCGUUAUGUUGUUAUGGCCAAUGGUGGAUUUGAACAGCAUCAACCCAGCUCGGCAUCACCAUCAUCGUCAUCAGCGGCAGGGACUGCCACAACAGCAACAACAACAAAUGGCAUAGUUUUGCGACCAGAAAAACAUGCCACCAUACCAUUGCAGUCGUUUAACCUUGAUUGCGGACGUUUAGAUAACAGCGGUGGUGGAGGCUCCUCUGCCUCAGGUGGCAAUGUGACUAAAACUCAAGUUGCCUACUUGAGAACAUUAUCGGCUCCGACACCAUCACCUUCGCAUACAAUUUACCAGGCACUACUUCAUAAUCAAAAUCAAGUCGAGAACAACACCGGCAACAACAACAACAACAAAUUAAGUGGCCAUCCCCGUCAUCUGCUGCUGGCCCAACGUAACAGUUUAGCAGGAGUUAGUGCUGCUGCUGCUGCUGCUGCCUCCUUCGAUCAUCAUCACAAUUCGCAUCUGACAAAUUUGCCCGGCAAUGAUGCCGCAGCCUCAAAUAUGAGCAAUGGUGACAUUAAGUCAACGAUGUCAGCCCCAGCCAAAGUAAAUCCAAUAACCAUUCUAAAGAUUGAAGAGACAUCGGCCAAAGCGGCCAGCUCCAUGGGGUCCACUGAACCGGCAACAGAUGUAGAAUCUUUACAUCAGAAACGUUUACGUCAAUUGAACAUGGAAAUGGAUAAUCUGCGCAAUACCUCCAUAGAUCAAAGCCAGCAAUUGUCGGCUCUAAUGCAACAAAAUCAUUACUGCAAUGGUGGGGCUGGUGGCCACAUGGUCGGGAACAGCAGUGGUAAUGCUAAUAAACAUAAAACUCUUAUGACAGGCUCGUCAUGUGCAAUGCCGAAAAAGGCUUCCAAUCCGACGACGGCGACAUCAUCAUCUUCAUCCAGCAACAUAAUGCUGACCUGUAGCAGGCCAGCGACACAGCAAUCAACGUCAAAUGCAGCAUCAACACCAGCAACAACAACAACAAGUUAUCUAUUACAACAUGGCAAUGAUGCUACCAAAAAAGGUUCAACCUCUACAAUCUGGACAUCUGAGGAAUCGAUUUUAAGGAGUGUUGGCGCCGUCGAUGAAGACAAUAACUCAACCUCAUCCUCGGCAUGUGAAGAAGCAUCUGGUGUCUUGAGUUCCGGUAAAUCGGGCAUUUCACUGGAUAGCUCUGGCGUAGAAAAUGAUAAUAAUGAAAGCGGUAUUGGCACAGCCACACCACCCAAAGAUAUGUCCUAUUGGAAGAGUAUGCCACAUCAUCAUCGCCAUCAUCAUCAUCACCACCACAAUCAACAGGACAAUGAAUCGAUCAGCAGUUUGGAUGUCCUGCGUAAAAUGAAAUUCCAAAAGGGAAGUUCGGUUACAAGCUCUGAUGAUCCCGAUCUCUUGGAAGUGUUAAGUUUAUGCGAUGAAACACCAAAUGGUGACGAUGAUGAUGAAGAAGAAGUUGAUGUUGAUGAUGAAGUUGAAGUUCAACAAGUUAUUGGAGGAGGUGGUGGAGGACAACAUAAUAAUUCUCUCAAAUCCAAUAACAACGAUGAAGAUAUGGAUGAUUACGAUAUGGUCGAUGAGGAAGACGAGGGCCAUGAUGAUUUCGAAAUUGUGCCCUACUGUGACUGUGAUUGCACGGAGGAUGGGGAUGCCAGCAGUGCCAGUGCCGGUAGUUCGGGUACACGUACUAACAGUUCCAUUAACAAUGGUUCGUUAAGCGAUUCCACAAAUGGUGGCAGUGGCGUGGUAAUGCGUCGCAAAUAUGGCGCCCAACCCAUUAUGGUGCCGCAAAAAUGUCGUAGCCAUUCGCUGGAUACCUCAUCACUGCCAAAUUCAUAUCAUCAGCCGGCGGCGGCACAUCAUCACAAUCGACAUCAGCAUGGUCAUGGCUCAAUUGCCCAUGCUUCGGCGGCCGCCGCCCAUCAUGCCCAAUUGGCACGUAAACUGCAACAUUUGAGAGAUCAUCACAAGGAUCGCAAUCAGCUGUCGCUGGCAUUGAGACAAGAACCAUUUCAGUCACUGUUGGCGCCCACACAUUUCCAUGAGCUGCCCUCGCCCAGCAGUGCAUCGCUGCAUAGUGGUCAUGAAAUACUAGAUACCCAAGAGCUCUCAACGAAAUCCAAUUCGGCGCCUUUGUUGCUGAAGCAGGAGAAACGUCUUGAUGAUUUUGCCAACCAAAAUGUGACCCUGCGCUAUUCCCGUUCCCAAAGUGAUCGCUAUUUAGCAGAAAUCGAGGCCGUUGAAGCAUGUAAAUGGCUCAGAGCUGCUGGCUUUCCUCAAUAUGCUCAGAUGUAUGAAGAUCAUCAAUUUCCCAUUGACCUGACCAAUGUUGCCAAGGAUCAUACCAAUUUGGAAAAUGAUCAAUUGCAGUCGCUGUACAGGCGUUUGUGUAUCCUAAAUCGUUGUGCCAAUAUGCGAGUGGAUCAAUCGCACAAAGCACAGACACCACAGAAAGAAGAUUCGGACGAUGAAAACUUUGCCCUUAGUGAAAACUGGACAUUCCAACCCCACAUACGUCGCUGGUCGCGUAUUGGUGAAAUGGGUCUUGAAAUACCUCCCGCCGCAAAAUUAUCCACCUGUGAAAAAACCGAAUCCUCAUCAAAAGAAUCCAGUCCCGAUAGAUUCGAGGAUGAUUCUUAUGAUGUCACCGGUGGCCCUCUGUCCUUAGUUUUACCCGGUACCUAUACAGAUGAUUCAGCCGAUCCGGCUGCGAAUGACAGUACGGAUGUUAACGCCAGUCCAUUGCGUCGCACGGGUAGUGAGCGUUUGAAGGAUGGUGCUAAAGCCAUACUCAGGAGAGUGGAAUCGAUAAAGUCGAGAAGAAGAAAACGCCAGGGCAUUGUUUUGAGUGGUCCCCAGGCAUUGGAUUUGUCGCAAUUGGGUCAGAGAUCUAGUAUGCGUAAGCCAGAUGCUGUAUACUCGACACCACCUUCACCCUCAGCCGUCAGUCCCAUGCAUACGUUCAACAAGGCUCCCAUAUUUGGCAAUGAACUCAAGGUACCCUCACAAAGUGAUAACUUCUUGAGUCCGAAUAGGGCAAGUCCCAAGCGAACACCCACCACACCACGUUCCAUGCGCACCAGCCCCUUGCAUUUCUUUACCAACACCAUGCCACAUGUUAAGGAGGGCAAAUCCGAUGACUCAUCAUCGUAUUAUAGCGAUAGCCAGGAAUCCACGUCAGCGGUGAAUAAGAUGAGCGUACGUAAGACACCCUCAAAGGCUCGCCGAUUUCUGCAAAGAACGGGGAAGGUCGAUGAUAUUGGGGCGCAUUCAGACUCCGAAUGUCAUCAGGGUAGAAAGCUAUUGAUCAAGGAUGCCAAUGCCAACACCACAGAGGUUAAGUCCAAGAAACUCUCAAGAGGUGGUUCCCUUAAUCUGGGCAGAGAUGGUAAGAAACGUGAGGGCUUUCGAUCGGCCAGUUUCCGUUCACGGUCUACCACACGCAAAGAACCCAAGGUGGAGGUAGAAGUGGAACCCAUUAAGAAAAGUGCUCCUGUCGUACGGUGGCACAGUUUCCAACUGGAAGAACGACCCCACAUGAUAUUCCGCAAAUGUUUUGCCCAGAAAAAUGAUCCUCAUUCCAAUGAACAUGGCAUACCCUUUGCGGCCAUGUCAGCCGGUCAAUUGCAAAUGAUACGCAAAUUGGCAUUGGUCACACUGACGGGCUAUAUGGAACGUUAUUGUCCCACUCACCGUUCGGGCUGGAAUUGGGAGUUGCCAAAAUUCAUAAAGAAAAUCAAAAUGCCCGACUACAAGGAUAAAAAGGUGUUUGGUGUUCCACUGUUACUGAUUUUACAACGCAGCGGCCAAACUCUGCCCAUUGCAGUGAGGGCCGCCUUCCGUUGGCUGCAGCUCAAUGCUCUCGAUCAAAUUGGCCUGUUCCGCAAGAGUGGUGUUAAAUCGAGGAUUUUAAAACUCAAAGAACUCAUUGAAUACUCAGAGACCACAGCUGAAUGCAUGGAUGUUUUCGAUACUCAACAGGCCUACGAUGUGGCCGAUAUGUUGAAACAGUAUUUCCGUGAUUUGCCAGAGUCAUUGUUGACCACCAAAAUGUCGGAGACUUUUGCGGCCAUAUUUCAACAUUUACCCACCGAAGUGCGUUUGGAUGCUGUGCAAUCUGCCGUCCUUUUAUUGCCCGAUGAAAAUCGUGAAAUCCUCUAUGCUCUCUUGGAGUUCUUGACCCUGGUGGCUGCCAAUUCGCAAUAUAAUCAAAUGACCGCCAAUAAUUUAGCUGUCUGUUUGGCCCCCUCCCUGUUCCAUAGCAGUAUAUCAACUGGUAGCAAUUCGGUGACAGCCUCACCGCGCCGCAAGGCCAAAGGUUCCGGUGUCCCGGAUGCCAAGGAACUGUUCGAAGCCAAGGCUUCUCACGAGUGUUUGGCAUUUAUGAUACAAAACUAUAAACAAAUAUUUACCGCACCCAAAGAGAAGUUGGCCAAGUGUAAAUUUGGCUACAUGGAAGAAUCUAAACCACUGCCCCUGGAAGCCUUGGGUGAGGGUAUGCAAUUUCACAAUUGGCGUGGCUAUUUGUAUGAGAGUACAAGUGCCACCAUUAAGGAGGGUAGAGAAAAAUCACGCGGCUGGAUUACCACCACAUCCAUAAAUGACAGCAACGUUGAGAUUGCCUAUAAAAAAGUGGGUGAUGGCCAUCCACUGAGAUUAUGGCGUUGCAUUACGGAAAUUGAAGGACCACCCAAAGAUGUUUUGGAUUAUAUAAUAAGACAACGUGCCUCAUGGGAUCCAAAUUUGUUACAAAGUCAAACCAUUAAGAAAUUCGAUGAUUGUACGGAAAUAUUCCAAUAUGCCAUUGAUGGCCAACAGUGUACAGAUUUUUGUGUAUUAAGAUCUUGGCGUACUGAUUUACCCCGUGGUGCUUGUGUGAUUGUUGAAACCUCCAUUGAUCAUGCAAAAGCCAAACCCAUGUUUAAUGCAGUACGUGGUGUGGUAUUGGCCUCAAGAUAUUUGAUAGAACCCUGUGGCAGCGGUCGUUCAAGGGUUAUGCAUUUGGCAAGAGUUGAUGUAAAGGGCAAAACUCCAGAAUGGUAUAAUAAAAGUUAUGGGCAUAUUGCAUCGCAUUUCUUAACUAGAAUACGUUUGGCAUUUAAAAACGUUGCUGAAGGUCCUGAAAGUAAAGUGUAAUGGCUGAAGUAAUAACAAUGCUCUGGCAUAGUAAAUUAAGAAAACAAACUGAUAUCUCAGUUAUGUGGAUCUCCUCCCGAAACAAAAAGUGAAAAAAAAAACAGAAAAAAGGAUUAUACAUCACAAACCAAGAAGAAACAACAAUCCUGCAAACUGAGAGUAUAAUCAAAAAACCAUGAUUAUAAGCUGUACCUCCUCCCUCCCGCCUCACACAAAACAGAAGAAACAAAAAGUAAACCAAAAGUACUGAUUUUAUUUUGGAUUUGACAAAAUAUUAUAUAUUACUACAAAUAUAUAGGUGUAUAGGAAAUAUACAUACAUAUUUAUAGUUAUGUUAUAUGCAAAUAUAUAUACAAAAAAAGAGAAAUUAUAUAGUAAAAGUAAUUGUCGCAAAAUUUUAAGAAAUAUUUUUUUGACAACAAAAACAAAAAGGCAUUUAUAAAAUGUUGAAGAUACAAUGUACACAUCCAAUUGUUAUACCCUUAAAUGUUAUACAAUAACUGUUAUAAAAGUAAUCACACACACACACAAUAAGAAAAACAAGUAAUUAUAAGGGUCCAGGAAUUCUUAAAACAAGGGCGGUCUGUAAUAGAACCCCCAAAAAAACUAACUUUCCAAAAAUUAUUUUUUUUUUACAUUAUUGACAUACAUAAAUUUACAUAACGCAUGGAGGGAAUUCGACCCAGGACGAAUUUACUUCUUUUGGAAUUUUUUUGAUUUGUUUUGGAAAAUAAUGCUUGAACUGUGCUUCACACACACACCAUAAGAAAAGCAAGUAAUUAUAAGGGUCCAGGAAUUCUUAAAAUAAGGGGGGGUAUAUAAAAAACCCCCCAAAAAACCUAACUUUCCAAAAAUUAUUUUUUUUUUUUACAUUAUUGACAACAUAUAUAAAUGUACCUAGCGCAUAGAUGGAAUUUGGCCCAGGACAAGUUUACUAGGUUUGAAAUCUAUCCUUCGGUUUAAAAUCUAUCCUGGUUUGAAGAAUUACUCCAUAAUUUCAAAAAAAAAAGGAAACCUGCGACCAAAAUUCAAAUACCUUGAUUUUCCUUGCUCUUUUGACCGUUAAAAUAUUGCAAUAAGUUUCGAUCGAGCGAUUUAUUCUGUAAGGAAUAGGCUGUUAGAUAAAAAGAACCAUAAUGUCUUGAGAGCUAUAUUUGGCUUUAGUUAAAGUUGAUGGACCCAUAGGAAAUUCCUCAGGAGUAUAAGAAUGAUUUUGUAAAUAUUUUAAAGGGUCACUGUUUUAUAUUGGGGUUUUUUUUUUUGUUGAAGAAAUAGAGAAAUAAAAAAAUAUGGCCUUCCGUGACUGAAUUUUUCUGAUCAGCAUUUUUCAUAUAAAAAGUUAAAUCCAGGCAAUAGUGGUCCAUUAGAUUAAAAAAUAAAAAAAUGUACCCUUGUUUUUGACAAGAUACCUCAAAAGCUGAUCAAGGGAUUACUUUUAAAUGCCCAGAAGUAGAUGUGAGACCUUUAGUGAGACCCACAUGCGUUAUGAACAAUAAAAUGAAUUUUAUUUAAUUUUCCUUUUUUACUUCUUUUUGUAAAUAAUUUUCUAUAUUAAGUUUAUUUUUUUUUUCAUUUCAAAAUGUGUAAAAAACUUCUUUUGUAUUACCUUAAAAUCUAUUUUUAUUGCAACUAUUUUUAAACUUAUUAAUUAUAUUUUUCCAAAAAAAAAAAAAACAAUAAUUCUGUAUUAUAUUUAAAACACAUCUAUAUUUAAUUAUAAAAAAAAAAUAUUUAAAAGAAAUACUCAGUAACUGAAAUAUCACAAAAACUAUCAACUUAAUUUAUCAAAGUUCUAUGUAAAAUUGUAAACAAAAAAUAUCCAAACCAGAAAGCCUUAUAUUAAGUUUAAAAUAUUUUCUUAUUUUUUACAUGUAAUAUAACCUUACAAAAUUCUUCUACUUUAAGUCCCGCAGAAUCAUAAAAGAAUGGAAAACUUGUAAAGCAAUUAGUAAUUAGCAAGAAAAACAGAAA
This is a messenger RNA of Musca domestica (house fly), 10886 nucleotides long. RefSeq names its product stAR-related lipid transfer protein 13. Gene Ontology annotation, molecular function: lipid binding; GTPase activator activity. The coding region runs from base 120 to 8915 and encodes 2931 amino acids. The record is from RefSeq and is a predicted model, not a curated record. Gene Ontology annotation, biological process: actin cytoskeleton organization; regulation of Rho protein signal transduction; signal transduction. NCBI's taxonomy places the organism in Eukaryota, Metazoa, Arthropoda, Insecta, Diptera, Muscidae. The transcript has 15 exons.